This is a messenger RNA of Capsella rubella, 704 nucleotides long. RefSeq lists its product as uncharacterized. The record is from RefSeq and is a predicted model, not a curated record. Bases 41 to 571 code for a protein of 176 amino acids. The transcript is spliced from 3 exons. NCBI's taxonomy places the organism in Eukaryota, Viridiplantae, Streptophyta, Magnoliopsida, Brassicales, Brassicaceae.
UUUCACUUGUUGUAUUUGCAAAGCAUUUGAAAAAGCUACAAUGGCUGACCCAAUCGACAAUAUCAUCGCUGUGUUACAGAGGUGCCACCAAAAUGUUGUUGUGCACGUUCGGACACUCAUCAACGAGAUGGAAGACGUGGACAUGCUGCAACAAAUCCUAGUUCUGCUACAAAAUACCAUGAACGGUCUGGACGCUAACGAGUUGCUGCAUCUGGAUGGUCCAGUAGUACUGCCUAACCCAGUUAAUGAACCGGCUGCUAACCCGGUUAUUCCAGUGGUUAACCUUGUUAGAAACAAUAUAUUCAAUGUGUUAACUAGGUUCACAACUCUUCUUGUGUACCUUGCAACCCGCCUACAUGAGAUGGACGAUUUGAAUCGGCUGCAACAAAUCCUAAAUUUGCUAGAAGGUAUCAUCAACGAUCUCGACGCAAACGAGUUGCUGCAUCCAAUGCUGGCUGGUCCAGUGGUUCAGGCUCUAGAAGAUAUGGUAAUCGCCGACGACCCACCUCAGGCUCCAGAAGAAAUGGUAAUAGGCAACGACGCGCCUCAAGCAGAGUCCAACAGCGACUAGAAUUGAUAAGUUACUUCGUAAUCAUUGGUUGAUAUGAUUAAUAAUUAAUAUUAAUGCUACUACUUGCUUUCUUAAACAGUAUAUAUAGAUGGAAUAAAAUCGUAGUUGUAAUAGACUUUGGUUUGAAAUAUCA